This is a messenger RNA of Rhododendron vialii, 2384 nucleotides long. Its product is annotated as (-)-germacrene D synthase-like. Lineage: Eukaryota; Viridiplantae; Streptophyta; Magnoliopsida; Ericales; Ericaceae. Gene Ontology annotation, biological process: diterpenoid biosynthetic process. Bases 124 to 1824 code for a protein of 566 amino acids. The record is from RefSeq and is a predicted model, not a curated record. Gene Ontology annotation, molecular function: terpene synthase activity; magnesium ion binding. The transcript is spliced from 8 exons.
UUAGUGAGAGGGUGGAAAGGACUAGAGACUGUUGAUCUUCUCUUACUCUUUCCAAUUCCCAUUCUCGGGUUCAUUCCUCCAUCUCUUAUUCCUUACCAUUUCACAGCCACCCAACACAGAAAAAUGGAAUUCGAUUCUAUCCCAACUGCUUUGUUAAUCUCAAGUAAGGCACCCGUUCAGGUCACACCACGUCGCCCUGAAUCAGUUUUUCAUCCUAGUGUUUGGGGAGAUCAUUUCCUUGCCUACGCUUCUGCUGACAUGGAAGUGGAUAUCAACAUGAAUCAAAAUCAUCAACAGCUUAAAGAAAAUGUGAAAAAGCAGCUAGUGGAAGCACAAGGUGAAUAUUCACAACAGCUAAAUCUUAUUGAUGCAAUCCAGCGCCUUGGUGUGGCCUACCAAUUCGAAACAGAGAUUGACAAAGGGUUACAUCAAAUAUAUGAAAACUAUCAUCAAAGUGGUCACAAAAAUGUCAGCAAUGAUGAGGAUCUUUACAUUACUGCUCUCUCGUUUCGAUUACUGAGGCAACACGGAUAUUCUAUCUCUUGUGAUGUAUUCAACAAACUCAAAGACAAUGAAGGAAAAUUUAAGGAAUCGUUGUUUGGUGAUGUGAGAGGAUUAUUGAGUUUGUACGAAGCUACAUUUCUGAGUGUACAUCAUGAAGAUAUACUAGAUGAAGCAAUGGAAUUUACCACUACUCACCUCUAUUCUGCACUACCGAACUUGAGCAAUAAUCCAAUUGCGGCACAAGUAGUUCAUGCUCUAUCUCAGCCCAUCCACAAGGGCUUGACAAGGCUCGAGUCAAGGCUUUUUAUUUCCUUCUAUCAAAAAGAUGAUUCCCACAAUAAAGUUCUAUUGGAUUUUGCGAAAUUGGAUUUCAACUUAUUGCAGAAAUUGCACCAGAAGGAGUUAAGCGAAAUCACAAGGUGGUGGAAAGAUUUGGACGUUGCAGGAAAACUACCUUUUGCAAGGGACAGAUUGGUGGAGAUGUACUUUUGGAUAUUGGGAGUGUAUGAGCCCCAUUAUAUUCUUGCUAUAAGAAAUCUAACCAAAGUGAUGUACUUGACUUCCAUUAUUGAUGACAUGUAUGAUGCUAGCAAUGCUACCCUCGAAGAGCUUGUGCUCUUCAAUGAUGCAAUCCAAAGGUGGGAAGUCAGUGCCUUGGAUCAACUUCCGGAUUAUAUGAAACUUGUUUAUCAAACGGUUUUGGAUACUUUCAACAUUAUUGAGGAUGAAAUGGCCAAGCAAGGAAGAUCAUAUGGAGUCGAAUACGCAAAAUCCGCAUUGAAAGAUUUGGUUGGAGUAUACUGUAAAGAAGCCAAAUGGUAUCAUGAAGGCUAUGUUCCAAGUAUGGACGAGCACUGGCCAGUUGCACUAUUGAGUUGUGGCUACCAAGCUGUUUCAACCAUGUCCUUUACUGGAAUGGGAGAGUUGGCGACCAAAGAGGCCUUUGAUUGGGUGUCUAGUAAUCCUUUGAUUGUUCAAGGUUCAUCAGUGAUUUGCAGACUCAUUGAUGACGUGGUUGGCCACAAGUUUGAGCAAGAAAGAGGUCACAUAGCCUCCUCAAUUGAAUGCUACAUGAAAAAAUUCGGUGCAACAGAAGGAGAGGCUAUCGUUGAAUUCCAGAAACGAGUUACAAAUGCAUGGAAAGACAUGAACUCAGAGUUCCUCCGCCCAACCCCCGUCCCGAUGCCUCUCCUCCGGCUACCUUUGAACCUCGCACGAGUUGUUUAUGUUUUAUACAAGGAUGGAGAUAAUUACACUCAUUCUGGAACCAAGUUGAAGGGAUUUGUGAGCUCAGUACUCGUUGAUCCUGUGCCAACUUGAAAUCUCUGUCGCAAAAUUGAGUCCAAAGAUCAGCAUGGGCAAGAAAGAGGUCACCUAGCCUCAUCAAUUGAAUGCUACAUGAAACAAUACGGUGUAACAGAAGAAGAGGCUAUCGUUGAAUUCCAGAAACGAGUUACAAAUGCAUGGAAGGACAUGAACUCAGAGUGCCUCCGCCCAACUGUUAUCAAAAUUCUUGUUUUCUUUCCAAUCGACGGAGAAUCGACGGGAAAUCGUAUUGUAAAGCUUGCUGGAAUGUGGAUGUGAAAAGUGGAGUUUGGUUCCUUGCCGUAUUUCAGGACUUCUUUGGAAACAAACAAUGAAGUGGAUGAAGUAUGGAAGAAGAUUAACAAAAUGGACUUUGUUAACCCUCAAGGUAGAAGAACAACCAAUCGAGAUGAUUGAGUGAACAAUUACAAGUUAAUUCUACUCCUAGAAAAGAAAAGAUAAAGGCCUGAUUGGCGUUGUUUGUGUGUCCUUGAAACUGCUACUAACUUGUACUUAAAUAGGCCUCCGUCAAUUUGAAUUUGAAUCCUCCCUCUAGUAUGGCAGUUAUUCCUUCA